AUGAACAAACAUUUUGCAAGGUUUUCUCAAUGGACGGGAGAGCGUUUUGGAUUCGAUCGACAGAAAACGACUCUGUCAGAUGAUUUCUGUGACUUACAGCGAGAAAUGGAGCUUCGGUUUAAUGGAACUGAAAAAGUGCAUCGAAAUUUUAGUCAAUGGGUACAAUCUAUGGGACGCAGAAAGUCACCCUUGGAAGAACAGGAAAAAGCACCGCCAAUUACCGCUUUAGGUGAUUCUUUUCUUAAUUUAGGAUAUAUUUUAUCUGAUUAUUCCGUUCAUUCCGACACUUACAAUAUGUAUGGAAAGACGCUGAUUCAGAUUGGAGCGCUGCAGGAAAACUUUAUUCACUUCGUCACUGAAUCGUACAUGAAAGAGUUGGAUGGAUGGCUUUCACAAAAAAAGGUUUUGGAGGUAAAAGAGAAAAAGCUUGAGAACAGGAGAUUGGUGUUUGACGCACUCUCGACGAAAAUCCAGAAAGCUAAAAAAGAGGAUUCUAAAAUUGAAGAGGAAUUACGAAUGGCGAGAGGGAAAUAUGAAAAUACUUUAGAAGAUUUUGAGGAAAGAAUGAUUGAAUUAAGAGAACUGGAGUCUAGUCAAGUUAGUAAGCUCGUAUUGUUACUACAUAAACAGACUCAAUUUCAUGAGCAAUGUUUGAAUAUUUUACGAUCAUUGGAAUCUCAACCCUUUGGAGAGAGUCAGCAACCUACGAAUCAUUCGAAACGAUCAUAUUCUACAAAGUCAUUUGCUUCUUCUCCUUCUGUCAUUUACAAAGAUCCUAAUCAGGCUAUGCAUCCCCGACUUUCUUCUCCUUCUCUUGGGUUAGAACCAACUUCAUGGACGGCUCCAACUUCUUUUGAUGCGGGAGAAGAAGCUUUACUACCAGCUAACUAUUUGAAGAAUUUAGAAGAGUUGCAGUUAGGUGAUGCGUCUUCUCAACCAUCCGUAAGAAAGUCUUCGUCACCGGAAAUACCUAUUGCAUCGAAGCCAGUAUUCACAGGACGCACAUCUUUAAAUUCUGUCGUCCCUCGUGACGGUCUCGAACGAUCUUCCUGCGAUUUUGAAGAGGAUCGUAUACCCAAAGACAAAAUGGAAUCUGGACAUAGUUCCUCGCUAUCAGAAAUGCCCACACCAACUAAUUCACUACUUGAGAAAGAAAGAGCAUCUGCAAGUCAAAACAGCAAAAGUUUAUCGACUCAUGUAGGCUUAGAAGUUGUAAGGAUGAAAUAUCAAUUCGAACCACAGAUGGAAGAUGAAUUAGCGUUGAAAAAAGAUGACCUUUUACUUGUCUUGAAGAAGGUCGACGAUGGAUGGUGGGUAGGGGAGCAACUGAACGAUGAUGGAAGUUUAACAGGAAAUACUGGUUUGUUUCCAUCAAACUUUUGCUUUCCUGAAAAUAAUUAUAUUCAUUUAGAUAAGAUUCCCAGAACACUGAGUGAUCGUGGAAGUCCUUAUUCUUCUUAA
Schizosaccharomyces osmophilus is the source of this 1461-nucleotide messenger RNA. RefSeq names its product BAR adaptor protein, endophilin A1-like protein-like protein, implicated in endocytosis. The record is from RefSeq and is a predicted model, not a curated record. Gene Ontology annotation, cellular component: cytoplasm. The coding region runs from base 1 to 1461 and encodes 486 amino acids. The transcript has 2 exons. Lineage: Eukaryota; Fungi; Ascomycota; Schizosaccharomycetes; Schizosaccharomycetales; Schizosaccharomycetaceae. Gene Ontology annotation, molecular function: protein binding.